ACCAUUGCUCUUCCGGAAUUCGAGUUGAAGACCUCACAGUCACAGCUCCCACCCCCCUUUUUUCCCUCUCAAUUUGCGAAAAACACAAAACCUAGCUACCACGAUACUCAAAUCCCCAAUUUCAGCCGACACUCCCUACAUCGGCGCUCCGCUUCCUCCUCCUCCGCCAUUUUCCGACACCAUUUUUGCUUUUGCCAUUUUCAAAUCUACCAUUUUCUGCUGCUGCUUUACCUGAUAUGAAGUUUCAAUGUCUGUUGGAAUUUUAUGCGUAGAGCGUAGGUGGAGGAUUCAGGCAUGACAGUGGUUGAUUUAUUAGGGUUGCACCGUUGUUUAAUUUAUUGGUUCAAGCUACACAGCUGAGUUUUCCAGCUCAGGAGAGUUUGGACAAACUAAAUAAUUGGGGAAAACAGGUUUUCAGGUACCAGGGUUCGGUUAAGGAGCUGAUUGCAGGGGAAUUGUAAAUGGGAAAUAAAAAUGAUACAAAUGCUAAAGAGAAGCAAGGGGUAGAAUUGUCAGAGAACGAUCUUGGAAGUCUUAAUCAACUAGAUAAGCCAGUGCAAAUGGACAAUGUGGUUUCAGAUGGUAUUUUCUCGAAGGGAGUGGAUGUUAGCUUAGGAGUUGAACAUGAGUUAGAAAAUCAAGGGGGAGGCGCUCAUGAAAGUGUGAAAAUUGAGCAAUCAGGAUUUAAAGGUAAGGCUGAUUCUGAAGCUGAACCAGACAAUGUAAAAGUUGAGCAGAAUGCAGAAAGUAAAGAAACUGCAAUUGGCUCAUCUCCGAUGGAAGGUGUCCAGAUUUCCCUGGUUGAACAAGUGGAAAAUUUGAAUGGUGAUAUGUUGAAGAAUAGUGGUAAAAUUGAGAAAAAUGAAGGUGAUGCCUGUAACACAGAGGUUGUUCCUAUUGCCCAACCCACACCACCCCCUGACAAAACAGGUGAGAAAGGGCUCGUUGUGGUAUUCGCAGUUCCAGCUCCUGAUGGUAGUGAGCCACCUAAACGAGGCCGAACACCUAAGGCUGCAGUAACUUCAAUGAAGAAAACCCCUCAACUAGUAUCAGGAGCUAGUAACAGAGUCUUGCGCACCAAGUCAGAAGAGAACUCGGAAGAUCCUGAACCAAGUGUUAAUCUGGAAACUACAAAGGGAAGCACAGGAAGAAGAGGGAGGAAAAAGGGGAAGGAAAAGGACGGAAAAAUUGAUGAUGAAUUCUUAAAAAUGCGAAAGCAUUUGAGAUACUUACUACACAGGAUUCAUUAUGAACAAAAUUUACUCGAUGCUUAUUCCAGUGAAGGGUGGAGGGGACAAAGCAUAGAGAAGUUAAGGCCGGAGAAGGAGCUUCAGCGUGCAAAAGCUGAUAUAAAUCGUUCCAAGUUGAAAAUUAGGGAUCUAUUUCAGCGACUUCAUUCAAUGUCUGCUGAAGGGAAAUUCCCAGAAACAUUAUAUGAUUCUGAAGGUCUCAUUGACAGUGAGGAUAUAUUCUGUGCCAAGUGCGGGGCGAAAGAUUUAACUACAGGCAAUGACAUUAUUCUCUGUGAUGGUAUCUGUGAACGUGGGUUCCACCAGUACUGUUUAAAUCCACCGUUGCUAACUGAACAAAUUCCACCUGGUGAUGAGGGUUGGCUAUGUCCAUCUUGUGAUUGCAAACAUGACUGUGUUGAUUUGCUUAAUGAUUCUCAAGGAACAAGGCUUGCAAUUGAGGACAGUUGGGAGAAAGUUUUUCCUGAAGCAGUAGCAGCAACUUCUGGCAAGGAGCUGGAUGAUGUUAUGGGACUCCCAUCAGAUGAUUCCGAGGAUAAUGAAUACAACCCAGAUGGGACAGAUGACGAUGCGAAUGUUGAAGGGAAUGAAUCAAGCUCUUCUGAGUCUGAUUCAGAUAAGUCUGACCCUUCAGAUGCCUCUUAUGUUUCAGAAGAUCUGGGGGCCACACCUGGGACUGACCAAAAUCUUGGGCUUCCUUCUGAUGAUUCCGAGGAUGAUGAUUUUGAUCCAGAUGCUGCAAACGUUAACGAAGAGGGGGAUGAACUUGAAAAAUCAAGUUCAGAUUUUACAUCUGCUUCUGAGAAUCUAGCUGAAGCAAUUGGUGAUGAUGGCACUUCAGACAUUGAUGUGCCACGUCUACCUUCGGAGCCGGAGCAAGACUUUGGUGAUUCUCCAGCUAUUACUAGUAAAAGAUGUUUGAAGAGAUUGGACUACAAGAAGCUCUACGAUGAAACGUAUGAAAAUGCUGAUUUGGAUGCAAGUGAUGAUGAUGAUGAAGAAUGGACAGAUAUGGUUGGAACAAGGAAAAGGAAAGGCACUGCUGAGAAAACUGUUUCAGUUUCAACAAGUUUGGGUGCCUCUGCUUCUGCUGAUAGUGACUGUAGCUCAGGUGCUCCUCGAAGAAGAAGUCGACCGAAGGCCAAUCCUCGAGUUGCAAAUGGGACACCGGCUCGGUUGCAGAAAAAAGGUUCUGGUGGCAGUAGUAAAAGGCGACCACCAUAUAACAGACUUGGAGAGGCAGUGACUCAGAGGCUCUAUGAAUCAUUUAAGGAAAAUCAGUAUCCUGAUCGUCAAACAAAAGAGAAGUUGGCAAAUGAACUUGGACUCACAGCUCAUCGGGUGGACAAAUGGUUUGGCAAUGCUCGUUGGAGCUUCAAUCACCGUCCAUCACGUGCAGAAGCAAGUAUGAGCCGAUCUGCAUCACAAAGCAGUACUCCACAACAUGUUGCUUGCAAUGGAGGCGGGAGUGCUUUGGCUGGUACUGAUGCUGCGGUCCCUGAGAGUGGCAGUGCGGAUACCAGAAUGGAACGUACACCUCGCAAGUCUGGGAAGAAGAAUACUGAAGGCGAUCAGUCAAUGCUAGAGACCUCAAAGACAGAGAACUCAAAAGAAGGUAUUCAAACUGACCUGUUUAAAACCCCAGAAGCUUCACAAGGAAAAAUGUCUAGGAAAAGAAGAAAAUCUGGUGCCUGAACUAAUUUGAACCCCCCCAAUUCUAAAAACUGAAACUUCAAUGAAUCUAAGUAGUCAUAUUUUAUGAAGAUUCACCAUAACUUAUGAACAAGACUCUUCAUUCUGGGCAUCUGGGAAAUUCUACUAGUGUAGGUUAUGCACAAGGGGUAUGUGUCAAGUAUGGUGAAGCUCGUCAUCUACCAAGGCAGUAUAUGUUUAAGUUACCUGUUCCUUCAGAUGGAUGAGAAUUUAGAGGCCAUGAUUGCAGAGUUUGAUUCUCGAAGCAGUUAGUUUAGGUUGAACCAACUUUGUAAUGCUGUAACUUCUGCAAAUAUUGACAUAUACGGAGAACUGAAGUUCUUGUAUUUGUUGUGUACUGAGCUUCUAGAGAAGAGUAGACACUGCAAUUUUGAUACGAGUCAUUUUUAUUUAUGGAGCUAAGUUCAUACAUUGUUCUGCAGCAAUUAUGCUGAUGCAGUGGUGUUUUUUCUUGUGAUUAUUCAAUGUGGUCAAAAUUGCCAACACUUUCAUCUUCUUGGCAGACAUUAUCAUAAUUUUCUUCGUAA
Spinacia oleracea (spinach) is the source of this 3490-nucleotide messenger RNA. RefSeq names its product homeobox protein HAT3.1. The coding region runs from base 462 to 2945 and encodes 827 amino acids. Gene Ontology annotation, molecular function: chromatin binding; DNA binding. The transcript is spliced from 9 exons. Gene Ontology annotation, biological process: negative regulation of gene expression, epigenetic. The record is from RefSeq and is a predicted model, not a curated record. Gene Ontology annotation, cellular component: nucleus. Lineage: Eukaryota; Viridiplantae; Streptophyta; Magnoliopsida; Caryophyllales; Amaranthaceae.